Nilaparvata lugens (brown planthopper) is the source of this 1316-nucleotide messenger RNA. RefSeq names its product L-2-hydroxyglutarate dehydrogenase, mitochondrial. The coding region runs from base 8 to 1315 and encodes 435 amino acids. The record is from RefSeq and is a predicted model, not a curated record. The transcript is spliced from 7 exons. Lineage: Eukaryota; Metazoa; Arthropoda; Insecta; Hemiptera; Delphacidae. Gene Ontology annotation, molecular function: (S)-2-hydroxyglutarate dehydrogenase activity; (S)-2-hydroxy-acid oxidase activity.
UACUUAUAUGAUAUCAUUUAUAUCAUAUAAUGAAAUUUCUGUUUCCAGAUGUGAACCUAGGGCUGUCAAGUGCUAUGAUGUGAUAGUAGUGGGUGGGGGCAUAGUGGGAACAGGUACCGCCCUUAAACUGAAGCGAAAAUCGCCACAACUCAACAUUGCAAUUGUGGAAAAAGAAAAUGAUGUGUCUGUGCAUCAAUCCGAUAGAAAUAGUGGAGUCAUCCAUGCGGGAAUGUACUACAAGCCGGGCUCGCUGAGGGCCGAGCUCUGCGUGAAGGGCAUGCUGGAGUUGUACGAGUACUGUGAGGCGAACCGCAUCCCUCACAAGCGCAACGGGAAGCUGAUUGUGGCCACGUCGCCGCAAGAGGUCGAGUGGCUCGAGGCGCUCAUCGACAGAGGCUUCAAAAACAACGUGCCAGGCUUGCAAAUGCUCAACGCGUCACAGAUCAAGCAAAUCGAACCGCAUUGUGAGGGAUUGAAGGCCAUCUACUCGCCCUACACUGGUAUCAUCAAUUUUAUAGAUGUUUGUCGUGAUUUUGCUUGCAAGUUCAAAGAGCUCGGAGGAGAUAUUCACCUGAAUUUUAAGGUCGUCGAUCUGCAAUUAGCACCUGAAGGUGACGGAUCAACAAAGCGUGAUUGUAACAAGUAUCCUAUUUCAGUUGUUGGACAAAAUAAGGUUUUGCGUGCCGGGUUUGUACUGACUUGUGCUGGUUUGUAUGCUGAUCAAUUAGCAAAGCUGACAGAUAAAUGUGAGGACACACAAAUCAUUCCGUUUCGAGGAACUUACUACAUACUAAGUGAAAAGAAGCAGCAUUUGGUGAAAGGCAACAUUUAUCCUGUACCGAAUCCGUUGCUUCCGUUUCUCGGUGUUCACUUCACUCCCAAACUGGAUGGCAGUGUGUGGUGCGGUCCAACCGCUGCUAUUGCCCUCUGCAAAGAAGGAUACAAGGCCACCGAUAUUGAUGGAAAAGAGCUAUGUGACAUGUUGAAGUUUAAGGGCUUCCGUUCAUUCAUUUUCAAAAACUUCACCAGCAACGUAAUUGAAGUGUUAAAGUCAACAAGUAAGAGAGCGCAACUUAUUGAACUGAGAAAAUACAUUCCAGCAGUCAAUGCAUCUGACCUAUUACCAGGUCCAUCAGGAGUGCAAGCUCAAGCUUUGGACAGCUCUGGACAUCUGGUAGAAGACUUUGCAUUCUCUUCGACCAAUGACCGAAUAUUGCACUGUCUCAAUUGUCCCUCUCCUGCUGCCACCUCAAGCCUAGCCAUUUCUCAAUAUCUUGCUAACAAAGUAGAUGAUUCAUUAAAACAGCUAAAUUGAA